Messenger RNA from Microthlaspi erraticum, 1092 nucleotides. The record is from the annotation of a GenBank genome assembly. Lineage: Eukaryota; Viridiplantae; Streptophyta; Magnoliopsida; Brassicales; Brassicaceae.
AUGACGCCGAUUCUUCAUCAGCACAUGAUGAGACGCAUUCUUGGUUGCAGCAACAAGAGUUUAUUUUUGUUUCGUUCAUACGGAACCUCCGAGGUGAACCAAGCCUUGCAGAGUCGGAUCAAAGCGGCUUUAGAUAACAAGUCGCAAAUCACUCCUGUGCUCGAUCAAUGGCAGCAACAAGGGAACCAAGUUAAGCCGUCUGACAUCAGAGGCCUCAUCAAGAAUCUUCGUGAUUCUAGUCGAUUCUCUCAAGCACUUGAGGCAUCAACGUGGAUGGGUGAAGAAAAGGUGUGUAAUAUUUAUGCGAAAGAUUAUGCAGCUAGGCUUCAUUUAAUUGAGAAAGUGUUGGGUUUAGAAGAAGCAGAGAAGUUCUUCAAAAGCAUCCCUGCGAACAUGAGAGAUUCCUCAGUCUACUCCACGCUCUUGACCUCUUACACGAGAUCCAAGAACACACUGGACAAAGCCGAGUCCACUUUCAAGGAGAUGCGAGAGCUCGGUUUCCUCUUCAAACCUUCACCAUACAACUCAAUGCUUUCUCUCUACAGUCAGCUAGGAAAAUGGAAUAUGGUCGAGAAGCUUAUGAAGGAGAUGGAAGACAACAAAGUGAAGCCGGACCAUCUCACGGUAAACAAUGUUUUAAAGGCAUGCGCUGAUGCAUCCGACUUGAACGCGCUGGAGAUGUUAAUGAAAACAUGGGUUCACGAAGAAGAAGAAGAUGGAAUCAAACUGGAGAGAGGCACCAUCAUUGCAAUGGCAAAGGCUUACGUUAACAUACCUGAUUUGCUUAGGACGCAAGGUAAGGAACUGAAGGUAAUUAAGGAAGUGGUCAGUGAAUUGGUUACCAAAAAGGGAAAUGAGUUGGAUAUAAUUAGCCUACCGAGUCUGCUCAUCUCUCGUUAUUGCGCGCGAGGCAAGGAAGUGAAGCUAAGGCCACUUGUCAAUUGGUUGGUUACCAACAAUCCACUGGCGAAGCUAAGAUGGAUGCUAAAUGAUGAUUUAGUUUACGGCUUAGUGAAUUUUACCUUCCUUUUCGCUUGGAUCAUGGCUCUUGGUUCCGUUCUUUUCAUAAUCUUGGAUCACUCGGUUUCUUGA